AUGUAUGAUUCAUCAUAUGCUGCCAAUCAUUUCUCUACUUAUAUUGAUUCUAUACAAACUCAGUAUAUUGGUAGAAAUGCAAUGGAAAAGGAUAUGAGUUGGAAAGUUUUUAAAGCGGAUUUUGAUGCUUUUAUUAAUGCUGUUGAUUGGAAACAACCUUUGUUGAUAGGAAUAUUUACUUUUCAUAUUUUGACGCUUUAUCUAUUAAUUAUAUUUAGAAAUAAUGCAAAUAGUUUGUCAAUAUUAACAUUUGGAUUACUGUUUUUAACGGGUUUUGCAUCAAAAUUUAAUGAUAUUGCAAAUAAAUAUUGGGAAAGUUUUUCUACAGAUAAUUAUUUUGAUAAAAGUGGAUUUUUUAUUACAAUGGUUUUCUCAUUUCCUGCUUUAAUAAAUGCCACAAUUGGAGUGGUGAGUUGUAAAAACAAUUAG
Molecule: messenger RNA, 429 nt
Organism: Entrophospora candida
Lineage: Eukaryota; Fungi; Glomeromycota; Glomeromycetes; Entrophosporales; Entrophosporaceae
Source: the annotation of a GenBank genome assembly